Molecule: messenger RNA, 1453 nt
Organism: Odocoileus virginianus texanus
Lineage: Eukaryota; Metazoa; Chordata; Mammalia; Artiodactyla; Cervidae
Source: RefSeq, a predicted model, not a curated record
UCAGCUUCAACAUCAGCCCAUCCAAUGAACACCCAGGAAUGAUCUCCUUUAGGAUGGACUGGUUGGAUUUCAAACCAGAGUGGACUGGAGCCACUGUCUUCUGUUAUUUCUCGGUACUUUGUGGUGAUUAGCAUUAUAAAUGGGGGUGUGAAUAACUUCUUAGCUUUGUCAAAAGACUCAUCUGAUGGCUCUAGCUGGUCUAUGGAUUAAGGCACCAAGGUGUGGCUCUGUCUCUAUCACUGUUUUUACCUGGGGCAAGACAUUUAUGUGCCUCAGUUUCAUUUGUAAAACAGAAAUGAAACCAAGUAUUUUUAGACAGGUCCCUCCACUAUUAAAAUUCUAAGUGUGUGUUUGAAAUAGAUUUUAUGUCUAAACAUAAAAACUGUCUAAAACUCUGGAUUGUUAAUGAAUGAAUUGGGGUUCAUUCUGAUGUCUUGGGUCUGUCAGUAUAACUGCUGUAAUGUUUUGCUCUGCAGUUUUUCCUAUGAUGGCAGGUGGAAGCAAAAAUUACAGACGUCUGUGGACUUUCCAUUAGAAAAUCUUGACUUGUCGCAGUAUGUUAUUGGCCCAAAGAACAAUCUGAAGAAAUACAACUUGUUUUCUGUUUCAAAUCACUACGGUGGGCUGGAUGGUGGCCACUACACUGCCUAUUGUAAAAAUGCAGCAAGACAGCGGUGGUUUAAAUUUGACGAUCACGAGGUUUCUGAUAUUUCCAUUUCUUCGGUGAAAUCUUCAGCAGCUUAUAUCCUCUUUUAUACGUCACUGGGACCACGAAUAACUGAUGUAGCCACAUAAGGAAAAGUAGGUUUUAAGCUAGUUACCUUUUAACAGGCUGAGCAACACAACUCUUGAAUUGCUUAUAAAGAUUCUGGAUAGGCAUCGCUGGCCAUUUAAAGGACUUGUAGGACAAUGAGAGCUGUGUUACUAUACCAUAUACUUCUGGUCAGCGCUAUUAUCAAAAAACUGACCAAGAACAUUUAACAACUAUUGCAGUAAGCAUUCCUUACAGGUACCAUUUAUUUCAAAACAAGUUUUUUAGUUUGCUCCAAAGUUAAAAUAAUUAACUAGCUAAGCAUUAUUAUUCUGCUGGUCUAAAAAUCAUUGUAUCCUUUAUUUUCCUAUUCACUGUUAUGGCCUUUUCACAUUUCUAAAUCCCAGCUUGAUCUAAUGAAUACUCUAGAAUGAUGUAAAGCAGAUAGGAAUGUAUGUGUAUAUAUUUAUUGCACACUUGCACAUCAAAUCAAUGUACAUAGUAUAAUAUGUGGUCCUUUUGUGAAGCCUAGAACUCAGAGGAUUGCUUUUCCCCCCCUCCUUUUGGCCUAUUCUGAGUAACUGCAGUGCUUUCUUAGGGACAUGACAGGGCAAAGCUAUUUUUUGUUGGCUUUGGGCUGUAUUUGUGCACUAAAUCUUUAUUCUAAAAAAAUAAAUGGAAACUUUUCUUUAAAAAAAAAAA